CAAAAGGACAGAAAAUCUAAAAAGUCAACUUGGAAGUUUUGCCUUGAUUUGACCCAUCCUGUGGAAGAUGGAAUUUUUGAUUCCGGGAAUUUUGAACAGUUCCUAAAGGAGAAGGUUAAGGUCAAUGGAAAAACUGGAAACUUGGGCAACACCGUUCACAUUGAACGUCUGAAGAACAAGAUCACAGUGACAUCCGAGAAACAGUUUUCUAAAAGGUACCUAAAAUACCUCACAAAGAAGUACCUCAAGAAGAACAAUCUGCGUGACUGGCUUCGUGUCGUUGCUUCUGACAAGGAGACGUACGAACUACGCUACUUCCAAAUCAGUCAAGAUGAAGAAGGAUCAGAGUCUGAGGAAUAAUUGAAACUUAGCUUUAUACUCAAUACAGUGUGCAAAAGACGAGAACGUCUAUUUAUAAGAACACUUAACUUAUUGGUGAAUAAAGAUUUUGUACCCUGUUUGACAGAG
Messenger RNA from Fulmarus glacialis (Northern fulmar), 468 nucleotides. It is a transcript of the gene RPL22L1, whose product is annotated as ribosomal protein L22-like 1. The transcript has 3 exons. Gene Ontology annotation, cellular component: ribosome. NCBI's taxonomy places the organism in Eukaryota, Metazoa, Chordata, Aves, Procellariiformes, Procellariidae. The record is from RefSeq and is a predicted model, not a curated record. The annotation marks the transcript as partial. Gene Ontology annotation, biological process: cytoplasmic translation. Gene Ontology annotation, molecular function: structural constituent of ribosome; RNA binding.